UGAAUGUGUUCUCCACUUUGCAUGGUUGAAGUGCGCUUCGUAUUUCCGGCCAUGCCUUCCUCUUCAUUCUUCGUCCUCCGGCCAUCUUUGUUCCACUCAUCUGACGUUCUCACUCGCCGGACUUCAUUCCACUUCUCUCCCGCGCAGUCUUAUUCUGAAACCCCUUCUUUCUACCGUCGGAGAUUCUUCAUCUUCUCAAAGUUUUCACCGGAACCCAUUGAGUCCGCCCCAGUGGAAUCGCUGCACUCGGAAGAGACCGAAGACUUCACAGAGAAGAAGUUACAAAGGGAUUUCUACCUGGAGGAGAUGACCUGCGACGAGGGUUUCGAGAUCGAGGUUCUGAAGGUUGACGGCAAGAAGAAUAGGCGGCGGAUCCAAUCCCGUGUCCGAGUGGAUGCCGACCUAAUCACGCUAUGGAGGGUUCUGACGGACUACAAUGGCCUCGCUAACUUUAUUCCAAGCUUGGCUGUGAGCCAGUUGCUGGAAAAGAGGGAGAAUUUUGCGAAGCUUUAUCAGGUUGGUGAGCAGAAUCUGGCCUUGGGCUUGAAAUUUAACGCCAAAGGAGUUUUGGAGUGCCAUGAGGGAGAUCUUGAAGCCAUUCCCUUUGGCUGGAGGAGGGAUAUUGAGUUUAGGAUGGUUGAAGGCGACUUCAAGACUUUUGAAGGCAAGUGGUAUAUUGAACAGAUUGAUGAUGAAAAACAUGAAGAUGGAGAGGUCCUAUCAGAGAGAGAACAUAGGACCACACUUUCGUAUAUUGUAGAAGUAGAACCAAAGCUUUGGUUACCUGUGCGUUUACUUGAGGGAAGACUUUGUAGGGAGGUCAAGAUUAAUCUACUAUGCAUUCGCGAUGAAGCUCAAAGGAUCCAGAGACUUGAAACUGAAGUGAGCUCUUCCAGGGACUUGUGAAGACAGCAUGAAGAGAGUAGCCUUAUUGUAGUGCCCGCUAUACUUGCAGAGCUACUUUGUUAUGUACACUUGUGGUUGUUUUUAUGAUUUGGUCCAAUAAAUUAAUCAAAACUGCAAAAUUGUCUGCAUUUAUUCGAAUCAAAAGAAGCAGGCUUUGAUGUAAAUUAAAUUCACUCACAUUCCAGUGAACCAAACUUUAUAAAUUACAUUUGCAUCAAGCAACCUCUUGAAGUGAAGGUGAAGGUUUGAAUGAAUAUAAAUUUGAUAGGAAGGGUUAAUACUGACAAAGUGGUGUAUUAUUUUGACAAAUAAUAUCUGGCAUGUAAUAAAUAAUGUUAAUAAUAGCGCAGGAUUUUCUGAUGCUGAUUUUGUUCAACAACCCUGACAAAAAUGAUCAA
Molecule: messenger RNA, 1304 nt
Organism: Phalaenopsis equestris
Lineage: Eukaryota; Viridiplantae; Streptophyta; Magnoliopsida; Asparagales; Orchidaceae
Exons: 4
Coding region: 4-906 (300 amino acids)
Source: RefSeq, a predicted model, not a curated record